AUGUCCAAGGCUGCAUACUACGCGCAGUCCUCUGCUCCCCCUCAGUACUCUCAGCCCCCUCCUCAAUAUUCUCGCCGCCAACCUUUGUUAUACGGCCGUGACGACUACUACGAAGAGGAGCAGCGCCGCCACCAGGAAAGAUCUCGCUACAGUUCCCAAGCCAACUACGAUUUUGCUCCCCCUCGGGGUCCUCCUCCUUCUCAGCGCCGGUACGACGACUACGCGCCCCCUCAGGGUCCUCCGCCUCGUGGCUACAGCAACGACCACGAUUACGCCUACGACAACCACCAAUACGGCAACAACCAGCAGCUCCAGCAGUACAACAGACGACCACAGUCUCCCCAGAUGGCUCCUGGUCCUCUUUCUCUUCCCGUGGUCAUUCCGCAGCAGCGCCCUGGCUCGCCAGAGCGUGGCUUCAUGGCUGCCUACGCCCCCAUGCUCGAGUCUGCUGGCCUGGACCAGCGCACAUUCAUGUCCUUUCUGGAUGAGUUCAACACGGCUGUCCAGGGCAACAAGUACCUUGCCGGUGUUCAGGUUGUCUCUUUCGGUGUUGGCUUCACUCCCGAAAUCAUCACCACUUGCGUCGCUACCGCUGUCCAGCUGGGUGCGUACGCCGCCAACAAGGGCUUCGUCAAGCACAAGACCAACUCGACCCUUGACAAGUUCAACAAGGAAGUCUUUGGUCCUCGUGGUCUCUUUUGCAUGAUUAUGAAGUACGACCCCAUCGGCCAGGACCCUUACCUCGCCGAACAGGCUGCCAACGGCGGCACCUUGAACAAGCUCAGUGGCAAUGGGCAAAAGAGCUGGUCCAAAGACCCUGUUUCCGGUACCCGUGAGGGCAUCAACGCUCUUCCCACUGCCGUCGCCCCGCUCAUCUACAUGGACGAGCGCCGCGCCCACAAGGAGUACCUCGCCAACGACGGCAAGGUCUCUCCCGAGCGCAGCAGCCCCGUCGACAAGGCGACGACGACCAAGCAAAAGGCCAAGAACGCCUUUGAAAACUUCAACGACUAUCUCGAUCGCCGCGCCCGUGCCAAGUACGCGUCCGAGAACCAGGGCGAUAUCCUCAACACACCGCUCACCAAGGGCUUCUCCAACAAGUUCCUCGACCCCAACUCCUCCAUGAACAAUGGCGGUCUCCUCGGCUUCAUCUCUGGCGGUGCCUUUGCUCAGGACCCCGAGACGCGCCGCAUCAAGAAGCUCAAGAGCAUCGCCGAGGAGGAGGAGCGUCUCAACAAGGAGUACCAGGAGCGUGUCGACCAGGUCCAGCAGCAGCGCCAGAGCACCCGGGAAACUGAGCGCCAGAUCAAGUACAUUGAUCGCGACUACCAGCCUCGCUUCGCCGAGUUUCGCCAGAAGCGCAGAGAGCUUGAGACGGGUCCUGAGCGCUCCAUCAAGGAAAAUAUUCUCUACCUCACCAUUGUCAACCGUCCUUCAGACUCUCAGCUGGCUGCUGCCACUGACAAGAUCAACCACGGCCAUGCAAUGCCUGGCGGACCUCAGGGGCAGGUACUGUAA
Molecule: messenger RNA, 1518 nt
Organism: Beauveria bassiana ARSEF 2860
Lineage: Eukaryota; Fungi; Ascomycota; Sordariomycetes; Hypocreales; Cordycipitaceae
Exons: 1
Coding region: 1-1518 (505 amino acids)
Source: RefSeq, a predicted model, not a curated record